Molecule: messenger RNA, 4482 nt
Organism: Oncorhynchus kisutch (coho salmon)
Lineage: Eukaryota; Metazoa; Chordata; Actinopteri; Salmoniformes; Salmonidae
Product: DNA repair protein RAD51 homolog 3
Exons: 10
Coding region: 566-1660 (364 amino acids)
Biological process (GO): DNA repair; reciprocal meiotic recombination; meiotic DNA recombinase assembly
Cellular component (GO): Rad51C-XRCC3 complex; Rad51B-Rad51C-Rad51D-XRCC2 complex; replication fork
Molecular function (GO): crossover junction DNA endonuclease activity; four-way junction DNA binding; ATP binding
Source: RefSeq, a predicted model, not a curated record
CAGUUAGGAAAGCUGGUUUAAAGGCAACCAACCAGAUUUGUGGAAACUAUUUGACAGAUAUGUCAAUGAUUGCCAUUUUCAUGAUUGCUUUGCAGCAUUACAGUUAAGUAAAUUAAUAUUUUUGAAAUGUAGGCAGCCAAUUACAAUAAAUUGUCAAAUGUACUGUGCUUAUUCUCACAUCUCUUUAUAUGGUGUAUUGGCGAUCGCACAAUUUCAUCUGCGUUCCUCUACCUACUGUGCGGGAUGGAAACAGGAUUCCCAAAAAUUGAACAAAAUACCUAAACUUAAACAUGUAAACGAAAUCAAACAACUUUUCUGUUAAAAAAUAAAUAAAACAGUUCUUACAUUUAUUUUCCUGGGUUGUGGGUUUACAGUAAUUGACAACACGAUGUAAUGUAAUGACGUGUGUGGGUGGGUGGCGCUAGUAAACACAUUUUGGAGGGAUUAAUGAAAAUGGCUCCAGCUAUGUACUUGGAAAUUGGUUUCCUCAUCGCUAGCUAGAAGCUAGCUUCAGCAGAAGUAAAACUUGGCUUGCUGAGGAGGUCGCUGAAACGAUAAGCGAAAGAUGCAGAGGGAUGUUUCGAGCUACGCCAUUGCGCCGUCUGUCAAAGUGAAACUCCUCAAUGCUGGGUUUCUUUCUGCUGCAGACCUGUGUGACUUGCGACCUCUCCAACUCAGCAAAGAGGCCUGCAUCUCCCAGGAGGAGGCAGUAGAGGUGCUGCAGGCUGUGAGGUGUGAGCCUGGCCAGGAGAGAGCAGCAGCAGGCAGGCUGACAGCCCUGGAGCUUCUGGGGAGAGAGCAGGAGCUGGGCACUAUAGUCACUUUCUGCUCAGCACUGGAUAUGGCCCUGGGAGGGGGCAUGCCAGUGGGAAAGACUACUGAGGUCUGCGGGGCGCCUGGGGUGGGAAAGACCCAGCUCUGUAUCCAGUUGUCAGUAGAUGUGCAGAUCCCUGCGUGUUUUGGGGGGUUGGGAGGCAAGUCUCUGUACAUAGACACAGAGGGCAGCUUCCUGGUCCAGAGGGCUGUGGACCUAGCGCAGGCAGCUGUGGAGCACUGUGGGCUUCUAGCAGAGGAUUCAGAACAGCAGGAAGCCUUGAAGGUGUUCACUGUGGAAACAAUCCUCUCCAAUUUAUUCCUUGUCCGUUGCCAUGACUACGUGGAGCUGUUGGCAGAGACAUACCUCCUGGCUGACUUCCUGGCUCAGCACCCUGGGGUCCGGCUGGUGGUGAUUGACAGCAUUGCCUUCUCGUUUCGCCAUGACUUUGAGGACCUCUCCCAGAGGACCCGCCUCUUGAACGGCCUCGCCCAGCGGCUCAUCCAGAUGGCCACCAAUCACAACGUCGCGGUUAUUCUUACCAAUCAGAUGACUACAAAGGUUUGGAGUGGCCAAUCGAAGCUUGUUCCUGCCUUAGGUGAGAGCUGGGGUCACGCUGCUACACAGAGACUCAUCCUACACUGGGAGGGCACACACAGACUUGCAUCCCUGUACAAGUCACCCAGCCAAAGGGAGGCCACAGUACCCUACCAGAUCACUGGUCAAGGCUUUCGAGACGCGCCCCCAUCAGACCAACCAAAGGCCUCAGAUGACCCCUCUGUGAGACAAUCGGGAAGCUUGAGCAAGCGUCCCCGGACGGAAGAGGACCAAUCUACAAGAACAUAGGGAAACAAGUGGUUUUAGACCAUGAAUGUGAAAUAUUGUUUUGUUUGAAUGGUAUUAUACUUAGGGGAACAAAAACCCAAUAUACUCUUGUCUGCACAUUUUGUUGCUGAAUAUUUUGCUCAACACAAUGUACAGUAUUUACACUGAGUUGAAAUAUACAAUAUUUGCCUCUGUCAAUAGCUGUCCUGUAAUUACUGCAUGUUAUACUAUCAUGUACAGGUAAUAGGGCGCCACAAGCCGCCAGAACAUCUUCAACACGCCUUGGCAUAAAUUCUACCAAUGAUUGUAUAUAUUGUAGGAAUGGACAAAGCCAUUAAUCACGUGACACCAUUAAUUCCUAUGUGAAGACACAAAAGCGCAUUGAAGACAAAAUAAUUUGGUUAAGAUGGCAUUGCAUGGAGGCAUAACAUGCUCAGUUUGAGCUGCUCCAGGAAGUGCCUUUGCAGUCUAGCUCAAUGCUGCCCCCUCUCAUUGAGUAAAGGCUUACUAGCCGUAUGUUAAGGUUCGGCUGGCGCCUAGGUGAACCGAACGAGUGUACUCGCAGACCUUCGCAUGAAAAGACCUUCGCUUGAAAAAUGAGAAUGCGACAAUGGUGCUGUUUGUCCGUAUUGAAACGCCAUGGCCAGUAUACACUUCCUCAAAUAGUCAGAAUUAAGAUCUUAGUCGUGCAAUUUGACAUCUUACGAGGAUGUUUGUUGCAGUAUUUCUCAAGUGAAAAAAUUUGCAUGAAAACGAGUCACUUGUUGAAUGACAAUAAGCACUUCAUUGAAGGAUCCCUACUGUUGACCAAUCAAUGGCAAAGGGGCGUUGACUUUGGCUUCUGAACUCUGGCUUGCCUCAAAUUAUGUUUGUGUGUAUGAACAGCCGAAAAAAAAGUUACAAUGUCAUCAAAAUACACUACAUAUGUAAAAGUAUGUGGACAUCAGUGGAUUGUGCUUUUUCAGUCACCCGUUGUUGACGGAUAUAAAAUCAGGCACACAGCCAUGCAAUCUCCAUAGACAAACACUGGCAGAAUAAUGGCCUUACUGAGGAGCUCAGUAACUUUCUGCCAUGCUAGAGUUGCCCCGGUCAACUGUAAGUACUGUUAUUGUGCAGUGGAAACAUGCAGUGGAUGGCACAGCUGCGACGUGGUAGGCCACACAGAACGGGACUACCGAUUGAAGCGUGUGGUGCGUAAAGAUUGUCUGUCCUUGGUUGCAACACUGACUACAGAGUUCCAAACUGCCUCUGGGAGCAACGUCAGCACAAUAACUGUUCGUCGGGUGCUUCAUGAAAUGGGUUUCCAUGGCCGAGGAGCCACACACAUUCCUAAGAUCACCAUGCGCAAUGCCAAGUGUCGACUGGAGUGGUGUAAAGCUCACCGCCAUUGGACUCUGGAGCAGUGGAAACGUGUUCUCUGGAGUGAUGAAUAAUGCUUCACCAUCUGGCAUGGGGCUGGGCGACAUGACCUAAUAAUCAUCUUGAUGUAUUUUAUACGCGUGUGUGUGUGUGUGUGUGUGUGUGUGUGUGUGUGUGUGUGUGUGUUUUUAGAACACCUACUCAUUCAAGGGUUUUUAUUUUAUUUUUUACUAUAUUCUACAUUGUAGAAUAAUAGUGAAGACAUCAACACUAAUGAAAUACUAUAUGAUUCCAUGUGUUAUCCCAAAAAAAGUGUUCACCAAAACUAAAUAUGUUUUAAAUUUGAGAUUCUUCCAAGUAGCCACUCUUUGCCUUUAUGAGAGAUUUUCACAUUGUUGGCAUUCUCUCAACCAGCUUCAUGAGGUAGUCAACUGGAAUGUAUUUCAAUUAACAGGUGUGCCUUGUUAAAAGUAGGGGUGCUACACAAAAGAUAGCCCUGUUUGGUAAAAUACCAAGUCCAUAUUAUGGCAAUAACAGCUCAAAUAAACAAAGAGAGACGACUGUCCAAAACACGAAGGUCAGUCAAUAUGGAAUAUUUCCAUCAAGCGCAAUACGGAACAUUUCCAUUUCCAAGAAGAAGAGCCUUGCUUGGCCCAAGAAACACGAGCAAUGGAUAUUAGACCGGUGGAAAUGUGUCCUUUGGUCUGGAGUCCAACCGCCGUGUCUUUGUGAGACGCGGUGUGGGUGAACGGAUGAUCUCUGCAUGUGUAUUUCCCACCGUAAAGCAUGGAUGAGGAGGUGUGAUGGUGUGGGGGUGCUUUGCUGGUGACACUGAUGUUAUUUAUAAUUCAAGGCACACAACCAGCAUGGCUACCACAGCAUUCUGCAGCGAUAUGCCAUCCCAUCUGGUUUGGGCUUAGUGGGACUAUCAUUUUUCCUGUUUUCAACAGGACAAUGACCCAACACACCUCCAUGCUGUGUAAGGACUAUUUGACCAAGAAGGAGAGUGAUGUAGUGCGGCAUUAGAUGACCUUGCCUCCACAAUCCCCCGACCUCAACACAAUUGAGAUGGUUUGGGAUGAGUCGGACCGCAGAGUGAAGUAAAAGCAUAUGUGGGAACUCCUUCAAGACUGUUGGAAAAGCAUUCCAGGUGAAGCUGGCUGAAAGAAUGCCAAGAGUGUGCAAAGCUGUCAUCAAGGCAAAGGGUGGCUAUUUGGAAAAAUCUCAAAAAUCAAAUAUAUUUUUAUUUGUUUAAUACUGUGAAUUCUACAUGAUUCCGUAUAUUUUAUCAUAGUGUUGUUGUCUUUACUAUUAUUCUGCAAUGUAGAAAAUAGUAAAAAAUUAAGAAACCCUUGAAUGAAUAGGUGUCCUAAAACUUUUGAGCGGUAGUGUGUGCUUUUUUACUUAAUGGAUGAUUUUUUAAAAUGUUUUCUCUAAGUUUUACUGUACACCUUGGUAAAUAUAUACUGCAUUUCAAACAGUCA